AUGAAGUUUUCCACCAUCUCCUCCUUCCUCUCCGUCGCUGGCAUUGCGGCUGUCACUGCUGCGGACGCUGUCUCUUCCCAGACUUGCGUUCCCUACGACGGCAUCUGCUUCCAGAAUGGCGUAGACUACGGCGCUUGCUGCGGUGAUGGCAUUUGCGCUGGCUCUCGCUGCCGCAACCCCAAGACUGAGACUGGCGCCGCCCACCACACCAAGACUACUUCCACCUCUACGGCCCAGCCUACUUGUGUCCCCUACGACGGCAUCUGCUACCUCAACGGUGUCGACCACGGCGCUUGCUGCGGCGAUGGCAUCUGCGCUGGCUCUCGCUGCCGCAACCCCAAGACCGAGACUGGCAAGCCCGCUCCUACCACUACUGGUGGUGGUGCCGUUAUUACUCAAAUUUCCGACGGCCAGAUCCAGGCCCCCACUGGCGCCCCCACCGUUCCCGUUGUCGCCGGCGCCGGCAAGGCUAUUCCCGGCUUGGCUGCUGCUGGUGCAGCUGUCGCUUUCCUCCUGUAA
Beauveria bassiana ARSEF 2860 is the source of this 519-nucleotide messenger RNA. RefSeq lists its product as uncharacterized. Gene Ontology annotation, cellular component: cell wall. Gene Ontology annotation, molecular function: structural constituent of cell wall. The record is from RefSeq and is a predicted model, not a curated record. The transcript is spliced from 3 exons. Lineage: Eukaryota; Fungi; Ascomycota; Sordariomycetes; Hypocreales; Cordycipitaceae. Bases 1 to 519 code for a protein of 172 amino acids.